Molecule: messenger RNA, 831 nt
Organism: Camellia sinensis
Lineage: Eukaryota; Viridiplantae; Streptophyta; Magnoliopsida; Ericales; Theaceae
Source: RefSeq, a predicted model, not a curated record
AUGAGGAAAGUGUUGAGCACCCAGCCAACAGUAAAGAAAGGGAAGUGGGAAGCAAAAAACGCCAUCACUUUCUCUAACAAAGACUUAGCGAGGUUGCAAAACCCUCACAACGGCGCGCUAGUGGUUGCUCUGCUCGUCAAGAACUUUGACAUCAAGUGGAUCUUGAUAGACCAGGGGAGCUCAUGUGAGAUAAUGUACUAUGAGGCCUUCAAGCAGCUGAAAGUGGAGGACAAAGACUUGGCAUCUGCGACAUCUCCUUUGGUCGGCUUCAACUCAUUGCCAGAAUGGCCGGUUGGCAAGAUAAUUUUGCCGGUCAAAGUUGGCUCGAUGACAAAGCUGGUGGAGUUCUGGGUAUUGAAAGUCCCCUCCAUUUACAACAUCAUUCUAGGGGGAGCAUGGUUCCAUGCCAUGCGAGCCGUAGCUUCAACCUACCAUCAGGUGAUGCGAUUUCCUAACGAAGCAAGAGUAAUUGAGGAGGUCAUGGGAGACCAAAUCAUGUUCAAGCAAUGCUUCGUGACAGUGAACGGCAGCCGAACUGGCAAAGGAUUCAUGCAAAUGAUAGAUGAGCUGGAGAGUAACGAGAUGUUCACCCACGUCUGCAAGGCAGCCGAACAAAAAGCAGUGGAAGUAAGAAUCAAAGAGAACAACCUAGAGAAGUUUUUCUUGCUUGGCUCAUCUUUGUCCAACAUUAAGAGAAGGGAGAUCAUGGAAUUUUUUAUCUCUAACAUCGAAGUGUUUGCCUGGACGCCGUACGCUAUGCCUGGAAUUGACCUAAACUUCUUCUGCCAUCAACUUAACAUUAAUCCUACCGCUUCACCAAUUAUACAGUGA